CCAAACCAUCAGCCAAAGCUCGUGACACAAUAAAUGCCCUAUUCGAUUCAUCUUUCUACCAUUUUCUAACAACUCAGAAAAUGUGAAGCUGUACAAUUCCCGAAGAUCAGAUCAAGGAUUUCUCCGCAGUUUUCCAGCGUGCAGAGAGAAAUUCUGGUGUGAUCAGAACCACCGUCUCAAAACCAAAACAUCUCUCGUCUUCAUCGACAAUUUUCUAUCGACAAUUCCUAGGAAAAAAAUCCCUUUACCCCCGUAGUUGUUCGCUUGUACCGGCAUUACUUGUUUCUCGAUCUCCGAGGAGAUGCCGGAGAAAACAGAGUAUACAGAGCAAGAUAAGAAGGGCGGGAAGAUGAGGGUGCAGCUAAAUCUGGGCAAAAGCGGUGGAAUUUUAGUGCUUUUGGGUGGAUUGUUGGUGACUGUGCUUCUUUCAUCAGCUUUUAGAAAGCGGAGGAAACCGACCGGAAAAGUCGACGGCGGAGAUGAAAACGGACCGGAAAAAUCGGCGGCGGCUGAAGAGGAGAGUGGGAUGGGGGACGACGGAGAAAGGAUCAACGGCGACGGUGAAGAGCCGGCGAGGCAGGGGAUUCAGUUCAUUCUCUCUAGUCCCUCUUCACUCUUAAAUGACGAACUCAGAAUCAAAGACAGAGACAAUCUGAUUACAGUGCAGGCAUGUGAAGAACAACAAGACAGCCUAGCAAGUGGCUGUGAUGAUCAGGAAAUAUUCACCAAUAACAGUUCCAUUCCCGCCACAUCUUGUGAGCAGGAAAACUCAUCUCAGUCAUUUGGAAAUCAUCAUCUUGUUCUGGAGGAAGUAAGCCUGGACAAUAGUUCUGAAGAAGGCACACUCAACUCUGGGGAUUUCAUCAAUAUCAUAAAAACUGAUUCUUUUUCCACCAAACAAGAAGAAAUGGAGAUAUUGAGAGGUGAUAGUGAUCAAAAGAACACUUCCUUUGAGCAUCUUGGAGACUUUCAAGUCAAUGAGAAGAAUACAGAUUUAGUUUCUAAUAUGAAUGUUCCUACCGAUAUUACUACGUCUCAAAUGGAGAUGAACCUAGAAGACGACACCGCUAUCUCAACCGUGCAAAAGACGCCAACUGUGAUAGUCAAUCUCACAGAAAAAGGCAGUGAAAAGGAAAAACUCCACUCAAGUGUUAUGCCAUCUAACGAAAAAGAGGGUGAAGAAAUUGUUGAUGACCAUAAAAGCGAUGAUGGUGAUGGUGGUUUGUAUGAUCAUGAUGGUGUUUCCAGAAACCUAGAAGACAGGUUAGACAGCACCCCAAUCUCAACUGCCCAAGAGAAGCCAACUAUGCUAGUCAAUCUCAGAGAAGUACAAGAAGACAUUGUUGACAAUGAUGAUGAAAAAGUCCACUCAAGUGUUAUUCCAUCUAAUGACAAAGAGGGUGAAGAAAUUGUAGAUGAGCAUGAACAUGAUGAUGGUGGUGGUAAUGAUAAUGAUGAUGAUGGUGUUUCCAAUCAAAAGGAAAGAAGCCUAGAAGACAACACCCUAAUCUCAACUGUGCAAAAGAAGCCAACUAUGCUAGUCAAUCUCAGAGAAGUACAAGAAGACAUUGUUGACAUUGAUAAGGAAAAAGUCCACUCAAGUUUUAUGCCAUCGAAUGAAAAAGAGGGUGAUGAAAUUGUUGAUGACCAUAAACGAGAUGAUGGUGAUUUGUAUGACGACGAUGGUGUUUCCAAUCAAAUGGAAAGAAACCUAGAAGACAACACCCCAAUCUCAACUAUGCAAAAGAAGCCAACUAUGCUGGUCAAUCUCAGAGAAGUACAAGAAGACAUUGUUGACAAUGUUAAGGAAAAAGGCCACUCAAGUGUUAUUCCAUCGAAUGACAAAGAGGGUGAAGAAAUGGUUGAUGACCAUAAACGCGAUGAUUGUGAUGGUGAUGUGUAUGACGAUGAUGGUGUUACCAAUCAAAUGGAAAGAAACCUAGAAGACAACACCCCAAUCUCAACUGUUCAAAAGAAGCCAACUAUGCUAAUCAAUCUCACAGAAGUACAAGAAGACAUUGUUGGCAAUGUCAAGGAGAAAUUCCACUCAAGUGUUAUUCCAUCGAAUGACAAAGAGGGUGAAGAAAUUGUAGAUGAGCAUGAACAUGAUGAUGAUGGUGGUAAUGAUAAUGGCAACAAUGAUGUUGUUGAUGAUCAUAAUCACAGUGAUGAUAAUAAUAAUGGUGUAGUGGAUGGUUAUGGUGAUGGGGAUGUUCAUAAUGAUGUUUCCAAUGAAAUGGAAAUAGACAUAGAAGAAGAUACCCCAAUCUCAACUGCUCAAAAGAAGCAAACUAUGGUACUCGUUGUGAGAGAUAGGGAUGAAAACGAUGAGGAAAAAGUCAACUUAAGUGUUCAGCCAUCAAAUGACAAAGAGGGUGAAGAAAACGAUGAUGACUAUGACGACGACGACGAUGAUUACAGUGAUAGGGAUGGCAGUGAGGACAUUUCUGAUGAAUCAGACGAUGGUGUUGGAACGGAGGCCAUAUGGCCAGAACUCCCAGAAGUUGAGGAUAGUCUAUUGGGACUUAAUAAAGGUCCUUAUAUAAAUGAAGAGACGAUCGAAGAAGAUGGACCCAUCAAUGCAGAAAGUUAUAUAACUGUGUGGGGACGAGUUAUGAAGAUGGACAUCAUUCUUGACCGUCUAGUUACAUACUUGUUCUUAUCCAAAAGGAGAACUGUUGCAGGAACUAUUGCAUGGCUCAUUGUGUAUUCUUGCAUUGUUGCCAUUGCUCUCAUUUUUGUUUUAGCCAACUUCCUAAAUUAUUGAAGAAAAGCGUUAUGUAUAUGAACCAUAUGGCGGCGGCUUUGUCAUCUCCUGGCAACUUCAUUGUUUACUGCCUGUAAUUGAGAGAUUUGCAGGUGCUCUAACUUUUUUAUUAUUGAAAAAACGUACUUGCCAUUCAAUUCAUUUUUAUUAGCCUUCGAAAGGCAAAUGCAAUGUGUCUUUGAGACAAACAAUUAUUCCUUUUUUUUGUAUUUAGAAGCAUAUUACUUGAGGUGUAGUUUGGUACUAUUGAACAACUAAAUAC
This is a messenger RNA of Cuscuta epithymum, 3029 nucleotides long. The record is from the annotation of a GenBank genome assembly. Lineage: Eukaryota; Viridiplantae; Streptophyta; Magnoliopsida; Solanales; Convolvulaceae.